This is a messenger RNA of Spirodela intermedia, 4074 nucleotides long. NCBI's taxonomy places the organism in Eukaryota, Viridiplantae, Streptophyta, Magnoliopsida, Alismatales, Araceae. The record is from the annotation of a GenBank genome assembly.
AUGGCGACCUUAAGGGGUUGUCAGUUGCUUAGGAAAUUCUUUGGCGUUACCCCGUUGCUAAGACUGGGGCAGAGAGUCUCCUCGCCGUUGGUGCACGUUCCGGUUAGUGUUGCCCGGGUCCGGUGCGCGGCCACGAACCCUGGCGAUGGCGGGCAAAAGGUUUCUGCUCGGCUUGCGGAAAUGCGACAGAUUCUCCAGGAAGCCGAGGAGCGGGCGCUCUCUGCUGGGUCAGAACCCACACCUAAAAUCACCAUAGGUAACUCCGGUGGAGAGGAUUUGUGGAAGAAGGUCAUCUGAUCCCUCCUCAUCUCUUUUGCAUUUCUUUUAGUUGAAUUAUUCGUCGCCAUAUUUUUUGAAAAGGGCUUUGGUAUUGGACAAUUUUCUUGACGAUGGGUGUGAGUGGAAUUCAUUCGUCUUUUCUCUCCCCUGAAAAAGUGAUGCUUGUUACAGGUUACCGUUUACUAUAUUGUUGUGUGGACUUGCGGCCCUCUAAUUGAAUGAUAUAGCCUAAAAUUUUAUUUUACUAAACAAGGGAAGGAGGAUUAGUCGGUUGACAGUUGUAGAAGGCGAGGAAGAUUUGUAAUUAAGUUCGAUUGAGUUUGAUGAGGAAACAUAAUCACAAUUAGAAAAAUAUUAUUUCAGUUGCACGACCAGUUUCCAUACUCAUAUAACAGGGAUUUUCUUUCCGUUCUAGUUUGGUCUGGAAGACCAAUGGGAAAAUCAGCUGGCUAUUUUCUUGUAGAUUUUUUUAUGCCACGCUGGUGUUUUAUGACUGGUGAGAGUGAGGGAGAGGGAGAGAGAGAGAGAGAGAGAGAGAGAGAGAGAGAGAGAGAGAGAGAGAGAGGCAAAUAUUGGGUUUUUCUAUUUUUUUAAUCCAUUUUUUUCUUCCAAUGCUAGAGUUAAAUUUUCUCUGGACUCUUUAUGAUAUAUAUUCACUUGAGGCUGUCAAAUGAGCUUAGAAUAUCAUGCAUUUCAUUUCUGUUUAUCCUCAACUUGUGCCCAACAAGUCAUGAUGUCCACGUUGUGGCAUUUUGACGUGACAAGUAAUUUAAACUUUCUCUUUCACAGAUCAUGUCACUGUUGGUUUUGCGAGGAGCGGUGGCCCAGGUGGCCAGAAUGUAAACAAAGGUUUGCUGAAGCUUUUUCUUCCACUAUUGUUGGAUCGUCACUGUCUGGAGUGUACAUCCUUCUAAGUGAUAUCUGCUGUCUAUAAUGAAAAUCCAGUUGUUUCGCCAUUUAUUCUUUGGGCUCCCUUCUCAUGGUAUUUUAUCUACGAAGACAGUUUUUAUUUACUUUAGAGUACACCCUGAUGAUCACGGAAACUCUCUGUUUAUUGACUAGUUCAAUUUCUUUGAAAUCUAAACUGCUGCUCUUCAUUUGCCCUGCAUGAGAUGAAGUCUUUUUUCUUCCUUUGCAAACAUGGUGUUUCCUUCUGUACACCAAGUUAGUUGCCUCACAUGUGCAGUGCUGAUAUGAUCACUUUCUUCAUAUUUCCUUCAAUGCCAGGUUUCUGUUUUUAAGCUGUAUGUUAGGAGGGAUCAAUCAAUCACACAGUUAAAUUGCGCAUACAGAUUAGAUGUAGAAUACCCAAUCACGCAGUCAUGAUGUACGAAUGGAGAUGAAAAUAGAAAAAAACGGUAGAAGAUGGGGAGAACACUUUCUAACAUUUCAGCAUCGUUUCUUAUGCAUUUUUUGAGUGGAUAAAUGGCCAGGGUAGCGUAGCAAAGUAGCUAAAUUUCAUUGGGGCCUUGAUGGAGGGGGAGGAUGACAGGAUUACAAACAGUUGUGAUACCUUUGGUGGGAAUAAAAAGAGGGGCUUAUUCUGCUCAUGUUUCAGUGUUUGAUUGGGGUGUCCUCUCUAUCAGGUUUGUUUACUAUUCUUCGGCAUAAAAAGAUGCAGGACCUUUAAAUGAUAGAGAAAUGACUUAAAUUCUGUGGAUCUACAGAAUCACUGAUCAAGUUAUCACACUGAAAGUUAUGCUGAAACCAUUUGGCAUCAAACUAACAGUUUGAAACAGCUAAGUUGAAAAUGAGUGUCUAUCACUCUGUCUAAGUGCAUGGUGAGGAAGCAGUAUUUCAAGAAGCCAAGGAAACCAUUCUUUUAGUUGCCAAGUGUAAGAUGGUUAUCAACAUGGAAAAUCUUGAUGGCAGAAUGGGAGAGAAUAAUUCAAUAGGUUAUUCCUAUGUUUUUCUGCUCCUGUAAAUUAGCUCAGCACGUAGUUCUUUAUCUUUCUAUUUUGUCAUUUUUCUGAAAUAUUUUUAUUGCUGCAGUGAACACUAAGGUAGAUAUGCGCUUCAAUGUGAAGAAUGCGUAUUGGUUGAGCGACAGAAUCAGGGAAAGAAUCUUGCAAAUGGUUUGGCUCUGGCACCAUCAUCCUUUCUCCUUAUAGGCACACGCACACAUGCGUGCAAUACAAACACUGCUUAAAAAUUCUCAUCUGCCCCUUCUCUUUUCACGUCCCCUCCUUGGCUGUGCUCAAUCAGUGGUGUGAAAUGUCUUUUCCUGUUAACUCCUUAAUGCAUGUCUCCUAUUGAGUAUUUAAUUCAGCUAAUAGUUAUCUUGUAGACUCCCAUUUAUUGUGCUCCACUAGUGCCUCUCAUAUGCGAUUUUAAUUUGUGAUUUGAAUUCUUUUUUAUUGGAAACUUGAUUCUAAGGUAAUCAUAAUUAAAUACGGGCAAUCAACUAUGACUUGCUAUUGCUCUGUAAAAACAGCUCAAAGCAACCUAAUAAAAGAGCAUUGGCUUGUUAUAAUUAUCAGUGUUCUAUGUCGGGGCUAAUUGGCUUUCUCAACUGAAACCUGACUCUUAACUUAGUAACAUAGACAUUGGACUGCCGAGUUCUUUAUCACCCUUUUUUCUUUGGACCUCUGAAAAUGAUCAAUUAUUUGCUUCUGGUAUGAAGAUGUUUUUAUAUUUACAGGAAAAAAACCGGAUUAACAAAGAUGGGGAGAUAGUGAUAUCCUCAACGAAAACCAGAACGCAGAAGUAAGCUCUAUUUGCAUCUUUAUUUAUGGAUUAACAUCUGUAGUGCAUGCAGUUCCUCAUUAUUGUAUUUUUCUUCAGGGGGAACAUUGAAGAUGCUCUGGAGAAACUCCAGGUAUGACAACCAUUGGUGCAUCGUACUGAACAAAAAUUGUCUGUAAUGAUGAUUAACUACAUAUAUUCUGAAGUAAAUAUUGAUUUUUUUUAUGGUUUUAUGUCCCCUUCAUGUGGUACUAUUGACAGGCCAUCAUAGAUGCUGCUGCAUACGUCCCACCUCCUCCUUCAGAAGAACAAAAGAAAAGGAUCACAAAACUGUACCCACCUCAUUCCCUUUUAAUUAUUUAUUUAUUUAUCCAUUCAUUCAUUUUCCUGCUGCAAACUUCUCUCCGAGUGCCUUGAGUCACUUCCUUCCGAAGAACACCAUGCAUACCCUUAAUUAUCAGAAAACCCAUGUAAACAUGGUUGUGGUCUGAUUUCGAACCUUAUUAUUGCAUCGUUUACAGCUUUGACUUAACUGUGGUCAAGGUCUAAGGAGACGCAAGAAUAAUAUUUUCGGCUUGAUUACCAGAUGGCCCCCUACCAACAUGUUUAUGAUCUGAUCUAGAACCUUAUCAUUACAUUCCUUUGUACAGCUGUGACUUAACCAUGGUUAAGGCCUAACUAGACUUGAGAACAGCAUUUGUACCUUUCUUUCAUUUUUCAUAACCGUUGACCAAACCGUGCAUUAAAAUCAAGGAUGAAGUAGACAUCUGUUUUCAUAAUCUUCUUCUAAUAUCCUUUCUAUUUGAAUGACAAAGUGCUCAAGAACAGUAAUCAUGGUUUAUGUUUUUACAAUGCCAUCCAAAGCUUUGUGUGAAUAUUCGAGCUGAAAAAACUGAAUUUUCGUUUGUUAGGUGGCUGAAUGUGUGCUGUUUCAUUGUAUAAACGAUAUCAUGCUGGUUAAACAAAUACUUAAAUGACAUUAAUUAGCCACAUUGCUGCUUCAAACUUUAUCAAUGAAGGGCUAAUGCGGCAGAGCAGAAAAGGCUGCAGAACAAGAAAGCUCUCUCUCAGAAGAAGGCAAUAAGGCGCACCAAAGAUAGUUGGGAUUGA